Lasiodiplodia theobromae is the source of this 3042-nucleotide messenger RNA. Its product is annotated as Gamma-tubulin complex component Gcp6. Gene Ontology annotation, cellular component: centrosome; spindle pole; gamma-tubulin complex. The transcript has 2 exons. The record is from RefSeq and is a predicted model, not a curated record. Bases 1 to 3042 code for a protein of 1013 amino acids. Gene Ontology annotation, biological process: cytoplasmic microtubule organization; spindle assembly; mitotic cell cycle. Lineage: Eukaryota; Fungi; Ascomycota; Dothideomycetes; Botryosphaeriales; Botryosphaeriaceae. Gene Ontology annotation, molecular function: gamma-tubulin binding; microtubule minus-end binding.
AUGGACAUAGACAUCGAAGAGCACAACGAUGCCUUCGCCGUCCGCGACCUGUGGCGCCCUUCGCGCUUCGCUCUCCCAGACCUGCAGCGCGAUGCGACUCUCUUCCCAGAGCUAGAGCUCGACAUCAACCACAUAAAAAUCGACAACCCCUACGCCCCUACGAAGAGCCUCGAGCAAGACCUACGCCUUCCAGACCUUGAUAGCUUCCAGUAUGGCCCGCUUGAGGACCUGGACCCGCUUCAGGAGUCCACCGUCUCCGCCGUUCCUGCCCAAGCGCAACCUCAAGACGAAGCCCAGGAUGACGAUGUGUGGAGAGAUGCGGCCGCUCAGGGGCCUAUCAAGGACAGUGUGAGGUUUCAUACUUGGGAGUCGUUCGAGAAGCCAGGCUUUCAAGAACCCAGCCACUCCUAUAUCGCUGAGGCAGGUCCAGAAGCUUUCGACGCCGCCCUGCUUAGGAUGCAAGAGACCGACCCCUCCAAAGCAGCUGGCAGGAUCGUGAGGUCGGAUAUACUGCUUGGGUCGCUCUUCAACCUCGGUCUUGGUCGCUCUUCUGUGCUGUUCAGGUACGAGCAAAUGGAGCAUACCUUCGCUCAGGCCAUCCACGACCAGAGAAUGUCUGGCUUCUCCCUGGUUUCUGCCCAGAACCUGAUCCACGACUUCAUUCACGGCGGCUCUACUUUCAAGAUCCUUCGUGAAUUUGCCGAUCGAACUUGCGGAGCCGAAAAUGCAUUUCCAUCCAAGGUGGCUCUGGCGACUGCAAUCGGAACCAUCGUAUCUGCCAUGGAGAACCACCUCGGCAAUCAGAGGAGUUCCGUGUCGACCCUACUGCAGCUCCAGCAGCUAUUUCGCAGGCCUCAUCACAUAUUAUUGAAGGUCAAAGCUGUUGCUGAGGCGGUAAAGUCUCUAUCCACGAACGAGGACCUGAUCACUAUGCUGUACAUGCAUGUCCAUGACAUGGAACAAGAGGACACGUGGUUGAGGUCCGUCUUCCUGGACAUCCUCAAGAGCGUCAGCAACCCCUGGCUUGAAUUUGCCGCUGAAUGGACCGGCCUCCGUUGCGGCCUCCGGACUGGUUUCACCAACGAAGACGUCAAUCACACAUUCGUUGGCAUCGAAGAGGCGUCCGAAGAUCAGAAUGAAUCCCGUCCGCUGCCAGAACACUUCUACAGACCGGAGAACAUGCCAUCGUUUGUCCCCGAGGAGGACGGCUAUACUAUCUUCGAAACUGGAAAAAGCUUGCGCUUCCUCGAAGUCCACCAUCCCAGCCAUCCUCUGUGUGCACCUCACAAAGUGGGCUUGCAAGCACCGUCGCUGGAUUGGAAGUUUGGUUGGGAAGACAUGGAAAGCAUUGCCACCAAAGCCAAGCAAUAUGAGAGAAGUUUGGCCGAGGCCAUUAGGAAGUACAAGCAUACUUCAGGAGACGACGAUCAAGUCGGCAGGAGGUCUUCAGAUGCUGGUAUGGGCGUCGGGCCCAACGUCGAACCGGCAGAUUACGAGCGCAACAUCUACGAUACGGUUGAGCUUUUCGACCAGAUCCCCGCCAGCGAGGAGAGCGGGUCAGCAACAACGUUGCACUCGCUCGUCCUUUCAUCUAUAUCUCCACAAAACUCGGACGAGGGUCUCUACACAUUCGCUCCACCCAUAGCGCUGACUCCAACGCUCUCCCUGACGCCGUUGUUUCUUGCACAAGCCCGUCUCGUCAACGCAACAACACUUCGGCUCUUCUUCCGAUCACACGACUUACGUCUCCAUCUUUCCGUGCAACGGCAAUACCAGCUCCUAGGCGACGGCAUGUUCAUGUACCGUUUGACUUCGGCCUUGUUCAGCCCGGAACUCGAGACAGCAGAGCGCAGGCGCGGCACCGUGCGGACAGGCGCCCCCAUGGGCCUAAAGCUAGGCUCGCGCUCGACCUGGCCGCCCGCCAGCUCGGAGCUGCGUCUCGCGCUCAUGGGCAUCCUCAGCGAGAGCUACCACUCGUCUCGCCUUUACAAGAAACACGUUUCUUCCUCCCACAGGAAACGCCAGGACCACAAGCGCCUCCGCGAGACGCCCGACCUGCCCGGCAACCUCAGCUUCUCGAUCCGCGUCCUGUCCAACGCCGAGAUCGAGCAGUGCAUGGACCCGAACUCGCUGGCGGCGCUCGAUUUUUUGCGGCUGCAGUACGCGCCGCCGCCGCCGCUGCACCUCGUCAUGACCGCCGCCGCGCUCGACAAGUACGACCGCGCCUUCCGCCUGCUGCUGCGCAUCGCGCGCAUGCUGUUCGUCGUCAACCAUCAACUCGUGUUGCCGCGCGACGGCGACGGCGCGGUCAUUCCGGGCGUCUGGGAGAGCAGGUGCUUCCGCAACGAGGCGCGCCACUUCGUCAGCGCCGUCGCGGCGUACUUUUUCGACGAGGCUAUUGGCGAGACGUGGCGCGCGUUCGAGGCGAGGCUGGAUGGGCUGGAGAGGCGGAUGAUGGCGGAGGAUGAGUACCGUGGCGGUACUGGUGGUGGUGAUGAGGAUGGGGAAGGGGAAGAGUCUUCAUCUCCUUUCGGCCGGUUGGUGGCAGAGGGCUUGGAGAGCGUGCGCGCGGCGCACGAGGACUGCCUCGAUCGCAUCCUGUUCGCGCUGCUGCUGCGCCGCCGCCAGGCGCAGGUCAUGCGCCUGCUCGAGGAGAUUUUCGAGACGGUGCUGGCGUUUGCGACGCGUGUGAGUGGUGGGUAUCAUCAUCACCAUGCUGCUGCUGCGAAUAACAACAGUACGGCUGGCUCCGUGUCGCCGGAAGAAGCGCGUGAGAUGCGCGAGAUGUACAUGCUUUUUCGCAGCAAGGUCAACGUCUUCAUGACCGUCUGUCGCGGGAUGGCGGGUAAGCGGGGCAAGUACGGUGGGGACGACAAGGCUUCAUCAUCGUCUUCGAGGAAGAAGUUUGGUGGGAGUGUGCUGCUCGGAGCGGCGCGUGAUGAUGACGCGGUGGAGGAAGAGAACACGAUCGAUAGGCUGCUGUUGAAGCUCGAGAUGAAUGGGUAUUACGCCGCGCCUGUCACGACGGAUUUGGGGGCUUGA